Messenger RNA from Anopheles merus, 7745 nucleotides. RefSeq lists its product as uncharacterized. The transcript has 3 exons. NCBI's taxonomy places the organism in Eukaryota, Metazoa, Arthropoda, Insecta, Diptera, Culicidae. The coding region runs from base 1291 to 3387 and encodes 698 amino acids. Gene Ontology annotation, cellular component: cytoplasm; heterotrimeric G-protein complex. The record is from RefSeq and is a predicted model, not a curated record. Gene Ontology annotation, biological process: G protein-coupled receptor signaling pathway. Gene Ontology annotation, molecular function: protein binding; signaling receptor complex adaptor activity.
ACACCCAGUGCUCGCUCGGGGAGUGUUUCGUUUUUUUACUGAGUCACGGAAAAGUCGCAACCACGGUACCGCGGACGAGAAAAUUGCAAUUUUCCACCGUAUCAUGUGCAUCCAGCAGCAGAAUAGUGUAUGAAAAUCGGCCGUACCGUAGUGCAGUGUAAGGUCGGUUAGAUAAAUAUAUAUGUAUAUUAGUUAAUGAAGAGAAGAAAAAAGAACAGUUUCGCUGCGAGGAGAGAAGAAAAAACGAAGUGACGGCGUAAAGGUGACCAACUAGGCAGCCAGCUUUUGCACGGAGUGUGUCUGUGACCGAGAGAGAGAGAGAGAGAGCGAGAGAGCAGCCGUGGUUUUUUGGGUGGUAUAGCAGCACACACGGCUAAAACUGCAGAUAAUCGAUAAAUUGCUUCGUGCUUAGUGCUGGCUGCUAUUGCGGGAAGACGAGCGUGAAAACGAGCGAGAGUUUUCAUCACGCUCACGCUCUCUCAUCGUCCGCCUAGAGAAAAAGGGGAACGGCAGGAGAGGACGACGACGACGUUCGCUCAUAUCAUCCACGGGCGCGCCUACGACCAGCCAGCAAGCGGGGAGGGUGUGCGGUGCUUCCUCACAUUGCAACCCAGCAGUCCGUGCUGCUGGCCCGUCGUCCGUGUAUCGUCACCGUCGAGUCGUCGCUGUGACAUGCGUGAGCUCGCCGUGUCGUGAAACGUGUACGUGUGAGUGAGAGCAAGCGAGCAAGAGAGAGAGAGAGAGCGUGAAAAAGAAGGAAAGCUCGUAGUAAAAGAACGUGUGGGGAAGAGAGAGAGAGAGAGAGAGAGAGAGAGAGAGAGAGAGAGUGCGAACCACAGCAGGAAAUAACGCGCGUGUGUGCGUGUGUCUGUGCGGAAAACGGGAAAAUUUUUGCAUGAGUUCGUGACCAGCAGUCGGAAAAGCCUGGAGUUGUACUGUACGCGGACUAGCCCUUCGGUCUCCGGGACACUGUUUGCGAGUGUGUGUGUGCGCGCGCGUGUGUGUGAGAGAGAGGAGGAGGAAGAAGCGGAAAGGUGGAAAGGCGCUUUCCUGUUGCUCUCGCGUGCGGUUUGACGUGUCGAGGCAACCAGAGUCGGAUCCGUGGUAGCACCCAAUUUCCCCCAAGGCAGUCGGGAAAGCGCUUGGGUGAGGCACCAGCCAAGGAUCAUCGACUGGCUUGAACGCUUCCCAUAGCCAGACGGUCAGACCCAGCAGCAAACGCUCCGGCGAAAGAGAGAGAGAGAGAGGGGUACAGAGAGAAGUAAACCGAACCGCGAACACCGCUGAACGAUGAACGAGCUGGAGGCGCUGCGGCAGGAGGCGGAAACGCUGAAGAAUGCGAUCCGGGACGCGCGGAAGGCGGCCUGCGACACGUCGCUCGUCCAGGCGACGAACAAUCUCGAACCGAUCGGCCGGAUACAGAUGCGCACCCGGCGCACGCUCCGGGGCCAUCUGGCGAAGAUCUACGCGAUGCACUGGGGGAGCGACUCGCGCAACCUGGUGUCGGCCUCGCAGGACGGCAAGCUGAUCGUGUGGGACUCGCACACGACCAACAAGGUGCACGCGAUCCCGCUGCGCUCCUCCUGGGUGAUGACGUGCGCGUACGCCCCGUCCGGCAACUUUGUCGCGUGCGGCGGCCUGGACAACAUCUGCUCGAUCUACAAUCUGAAGACGCGCGAGGGCAACGUGCGCGUGUCGCGGGAGCUGCCCGGCCACACGGGCUACCUGUCCUGCUGCCGGUUCCUGGACGACAACCAGAUCGUGACGAGCUCGGGCGACAUGUCGUGCGGGCUGUGGGACAUCGAGACGGGCCAACAGUGCACCUCGUUCCUGGGGCACACCGGCGACGUGAUGGCGCUGUCGUUGUCGCCCCAGUGCCGGGUGUUUGUCUCCGGGGCGUGCGAUGCCUCGGCGAAGCUGUGGGACAUCCGCGAGGGCCAGUGCAAGCAGACGUUCCCGGGGCACGAGAGCGACAUCAAUGCGGUCACCUUCUUCCCGAAUGGGCACGCGUUUGCGACCGGCUCGGACGAUGCCACCUGCAGGCUGUUCGACAUUCGGGCCGACCAGGAGCUGGCCAUGUACUCGCACGACAACAUCAUCUGCGGCAUCACGUCCGUGGCGUUCUCGAAGUCGGGCCGGCUGCUGCUGGCGGGCUACGAUGACUUCAACUGCAACGUGUGGGACACGAUGAAGGCGGAACGGGCGGGCAUACUGGCCGGACACGACAACCGCGUGUCCUGCUUAGGUGUCACGGAGAACGGUAUGGCAGUGGCGACAGGAUCCUGGGACUCGUUCCUGCGCGUGUGGCUAGACCGCACGCGAAAAGCCCAAAGCCCAAACCCCCAACACACAAGCACAAGCGAGAUGAACGAGCUGGAGGCGCUGCGGCAGGAGGCGGAAACGCUGAAGAAUGCGAUCCGGGACGCGCGGAAGGCGGCCUGCGACACGUCGCUCGUCCAGGCGACGAACAAUCUCGAACCGAUCGGCCGGAUACAGAUGCGCACCCGGCGCACGCUCCGGGGCCAUCUGGCGAAGAUCUACGCGAUGCACUGGGGGAGCGACUCGCGCAACCUGGUGUCGGCCUCGCAGGACGGCAAGCUGAUCGUGUGGGACUCGCACACGACCAACAAGGUGCACGCGAUCCCGUUGCGCUCCUCCUGGGUGAUGACGUGCGCGUACGCCCCGUCCGGCAACUUUGUCGCGUGCGGCGGGCUGGACAACAUCUGCUCGAUCUACAAUCUAAAGACGCGCGAGGGCAACGUGCGCGUGUCGCGGGAGCUGCCCGGCCACACGGGCUACCUGUCCUGCUGCCGGUUCCUGGACGACAACCAGAUCGUGACGAGCUCGGGCGACAUGUCGUGCGGGCUGUGGGACAUCGAGACGGGCCAACAGUGCACCUCGUUCCUGGGGCACACCGGCGACGUGAUGGCGCUGUCGUUGUCGCCCCAGUGCCGGGUGUUUGUCUCCGGGGCGUGCGAUGCCUCGGCGAAGCUGUGGGACAUCCGCGAGGGCCAGUGCAAGCAGACGUUCCCGGGGCACGAGAGCGACAUCAACGCGGUCACCUUCUUCCCGAAUGGGCACGCGUUUGCGACCGGCUCGGACGAUGCCACCUGCAGGCUGUUCGACAUUCGGGCCGACCAGGAGCUGGCCAUGUACUCGCACGACAACAUCAUCUGCGGCAUCACGUCCGUGGCGUUCUCGAAGUCGGGCCGGCUGCUGCUGGCGGGCUACGAUGACUUCAACUGCAACGUGUGGGACACGCUGAAGGCGGAGCGGGCGGGCAUACUGGCCGGGCACGACAAUCGAGUGUCCUGCUUAGGUGUCACGGAGAACGGUAUGGCGGUGGCGACAGGAUCCUGGGACUCGUUCCUGCGAGUAUGGAACUAAGUGUUGCGUAGUACACAGGUAGUAGCUGAGCGAGGCGUGGCGUGCACGAGUGCAGAUCGUGGUCGGAGCAGCGCAGCAAGCGUUACAAGGGAAGGGGAGCUGCCAUUUAGAUUAUUAAGCAUAAACACAGACACGCGUACACAAACACACGCAUAUACAUGUAUACAUACAUACAUUAUAAAUAUAAAUGGUACGAGAUUUUUCAGUUCCAACAACACACACACACACAAACUCUUAGUAGCGGGAAAAAACUUAGUGGCCGCUGAAAUUAACCUUGAAAGCUCUUUUUUAUAAACGCAACAGAAGAAGAAGAAAAAAAACACACACACAAACACACAACGGUGAAUGAAGAAGAACCGCACAAACACACGAUUUUCCAACUCAACACACACACAAGCACAAGCAUUCGACAAAAGCAAAGGCGAUCUUGACGAUACAAAACAAGUGGUCCCAGGUCCGCUCUAUGUACUAAGUAAUGGACUACACGCGUAUAAACACACAAACAGAGUUCAUAAUCAUUAUCAAAGCGAAGGACAUUAUCCAAUGUUUGCGUUUAAAUGCCAUUUACAAAAUCCUCAACAUACAAGCUGGUAAUAAGAAAGCGGAAAAAAAUCAAAGCAAAUGUGUGUGUGUGUGUGUGUGUGUGUGUGUGUGUUUGAUAAUGAGUAAAAGAUGGCUGGUAGGACGGAAAUGAACCAAAGUCACGAUGAAUGUAGCAGUGCAGAGAAAUAAAUGUUCAUUCUACUAGCACCAGGCUUUCUCCCAGACGCUUCGGGGCUGUAUUGAUCGCAACAAAAAACUGCUUUUUCGGUUGCAUUAUUGCAUUUUUUGGUUUAAUGUUUAUUACUCUCCCACCCCGUUAGAAUGCAAUGAACGGUUGCAGCAUGGGCGUAAGACGAUUUUUUUUUGCAGUUCGAUUGGUAUUAGGCGCUGUAAACGUCGCCCGACGCGGUCUCAUGAACGCCGAAAACCAAAAAAAAACGUACUAAAUACUAAACUAAUGCAUAACUAUACACACACACACUCUCCUUCACUACACAUACACUAACACGGACAUAGAGAUAAGGUGUAGGGUAAGGGCAAGACCACACACACACACAUACAAUCACACUCACGAUAGGGAAACGAUGCAGAGAGCUAUAGUACUAAUCUCCUAGCCAAGCAGCAACAGGCAGCAUUAGACGAAUCUUGGUUAGAUAAAUGGCAGAUAAACUACUACUAUUACUACUACUACUACUACUAUUAUUAUUAUGACUACUACUACACAGCAAACUACUAAACUAAACUCGCGCAAGCGUAUCCGUUUUGAUAGUGACCGGGUGUGACCGGUAAUGUGGAAGCAACAAACCAAGAAGUAGAAGCAACAAACAAACAAAAAGAUAAAAGAAACACACACACACAUACACAUGCAUACAUAUAUACUAAUAUUUGUCCCUGUAAUAUAUGAUCAUAAGCUAGUGAACCGGUAGUGACGAACACCGUGACGUUCAGGUUGGAGGCGUGGUAACGUUUAAGUAAUUGCAAAUAAAAAAUUGAAACGCAGCAGCAACAAUGUGUGUGUGUGUGUGUGGCGGGCGCACAAAACUCGGUAUGCAAAUUUUGAACGCGUUUGAAAAUAAAACAAAACAAAAAAAUAACGAACUCCUCCUUCUCACUCUAUCCAGCAUAAAGUUCGAGGAGUUUGAGUGGUAACAUGAACAACACAAGUGAAGCAAAAUGAUGCUCUUGAUAGUAAAAGAAAGUAGUUUUGCUUCCUCCGUUCCCUCCACCUCCCUCUCUUUUGACUAAGUUGUUGCUAUUUCGGGACAGACUACUAACACUACUACCACUACUCGGGGAGCAUCAUAAUAGUAAGGCGUUUUUGUGUUGUUCUUUGAUUUCUAACAUCACCAUUCCCAUUCAGCUUUUCAGCAAGCUCAUCCCCCCCCCCCUCAUGUACACACACGCGCACAAGAGCACACUUUAUCUUUAAGCAAAGGUAACACUAAGAAGGGAGGAAAAAAUAAAAUCGAUUGAAACUUCAACUUUGAGCAAGAAAGCGAAUGAAACAAACAGGUAGUAAAAGUAAACGGAAAUCAACCAAGGAAAGAACAAAAGAUAGUAGUGGAAGCUUUUCAUUUGCCUGCUUUCCUGUUUGUGUACGGUGUUUGUGGAGUUAAAGCGUAGUUAAAACAGUACCGAAAUUCAUUGUUUUCCCUUCUCAUCAAGCAUCGUCUAACAUAAUUACAGAAUGAUUAGAAAAAAAGAAAGGAAAAACAAACUCAAUAAUACUAAAGGGAUAUGUUUUUGAUCAGUUUGGAAGUUAGGUUUACGCAAUAGCAUCGCCUUUGCACUAAUCUACUAACUAACGGAGAGGGCAACAACCAAUGAAAUAGAUGAACCAAAGCAACCGCAAAAAAAAACCGAGCAUAAAACAAUACAACAGACACUAACUCACAGCGCGACUGCUGCAUGGUGUACAUAAGAAGCACAAUCUUGGGCAUUAUAGAUCAUCGCUGGAACGUUCAUGUUCUGUUCUGUGCCACGCCACCAGUAUUAAAAGGCCAGCCAGUUGUUGCUAAACGCACGCUUUUCGGAGGGACAAAACGAGAGCGUUCGUUUGAAAAAAUAAAAAUAAAAAAGCAUUCUUACCGAUCGGUGUGAGAACUUUUUGUAAUACAUUCAAAUAAAAAACAAAACAAAACAAAACAAACACACUCAAACUCUACCGCUACCGAGUCUUUGCAAUGCAUUCUGCAACGGAGGGGAUAAAUGGUUUUGCUUUCAUACCAAGUACGGGCACGUGUGUACACGUGAGCUUCUACUCUCGUCUAGUCUCUAUGUUCCGCACAUUGCAAUGGUGCGCGGAUGGAAAGCGGAUGAAAUACGUGGUGCAUGUUUUAUAAGAAAACGAAAGUUAAUUCUCUUAUUCGGCUCGCAAUGGCCUCAAUACAGCACCUCUUGAAGGGGAGAGAGAGAGAAGAAAAGGGAAAAGAGGGAAAGCGACGAACCUAAAGCUGAAGAGGCUGGACCUCAUACGGAGUGAAAAAAUGCAACAUGUUAUGGGAGAAUGCUUCGGCCUCUUUCGGAGUCGGAGCAGUCGGAUUUGCCGGGCAUGCAGCACACCAGCACCACACUACACGGGCUGGCUAAGUGGGUGUUUUGUGACAUUUUUUGAAAACCAAUUACUUCCACGCUUUCUCAUCACUCUCGCGAGCCGAAAGAACGUCGAACGAGAGGCAAGUGUUUGCAGCAACUACCUUUUUUUCUCUCUUUGCUAAUUUCUGACCAAAACUGACGGAUGGUAAUCAUGCAAAUCGUAACAAAGGGUGGCUAUUACAUAAAGCAGAAGAAAAAACGAAAAAAAGAACAAAAACAAAUAAAAUGGGAAAACAUUAGCCCGUAGAAACUUAUCAUUCGUGUGUAUGUGUGUGUGUUACCAUGUGCAAAAAGUGCUUCAUUGAAACAAGCGGAGAGAUAGGGAGAGGGAGAGAGAUAGAGAGAGAGAGAGAAAGAGAGAAAGAAAGAGAGAGGAAAAUUUAUUAGGAACGAUAGAUCUAGGAACAAAAACAAUGCAAGUGGAGCGUAAUAAUGUAUGGUAUUCAAUCAAAUAAAACUCACUUUGAAAACUACUAAAAAAAACAAAAGAAGAUGAAAAGAAAACACAAAGAAAACCGGACAGUGCGCACAGUGAAACAGUAAAGUAAAAUACAAAAGCAGCAGUAAAAACAAAGAAAGAACAUUGUGCGAAGAAUAGUGUAGCGUAACUAGCAUUUAGACGUAAACUAUAUAGCAUCAAAUGAGAGUAGAAGAAGGAAGCGGAGCAGAAAGGAAGCAAACAUGCAUGGGACAAACAUUCAGCACAGCAUACCAAAAUAUCCAAGGGAGAGUAAGAAGCAGAAGCAAAGAAAAAACAAACACACACACACAAAAACAAAAACAUAUAAAAUUUGAAACACGCAACAAAACACGUGAGCUCUAGAUGUCGAAAAGCGCGGAGAAAUUUAAGUAAAUAACGAGACAAAAGCAGACGGAAGAGGGAGAGAAGAAGAAGAAAAAAAUCAACCACGCAUUAUGCGGAUGCGGCUGUGAACUGGCCGCCAAAAACAGUUACUUAAAUAAAGCAAAAACAAACACAUACACACAUAACAAAACCAUAAUAACAAACAGCAACCACAAGAAAUAAAUAAAACAGUACUAAUUGCUAAAACGAAUGGCGAAAUCAAACAAAAACUUCAAACAUUGAUUGAACAGGAUAGUACCCAGCGUGGCAGGUAAUGCGUGUUGGAAGGAUAAAGGUAUGGAAAAAGAGAAAAGUAAAGUGAAGGUUUGAAGGGACAGACAAGAAAAGAACAGCAUACGGCAACAAUAACAUAUAA